AAUGGUGAAUGAGAAUGGAGGAGGAAGACUACAACUCCUCCCUCGCCUACGGGGAUGACUACCCAGAUGAUUUCGACUCCCUUGUGGUCUUGGAGGAGCUGUCUCCUGUGGAAGCUAACGUGGCCAGGAUCUUCCUGGUGGUGGUCUACAGCCUUGUCUGCUUCCUCGGCAUACUGGGCAACGGCCUGGUCAUCAUCAUCGUCACCUGCAAGAUGAAGAAGACGGUGAACACUGUCUGGUUCCUCAACCUGGCCGUGGCAGAUUUCCUGUUCAACGUCUUCCUCCCCAUCCACAUCGCCUACGCCGCCAUGGACUAUCACUGGGUGUUUGGGACGGCCAUGUGCAAGAUCAGCAACUUCCUGCUCAUCCACAACAUGUACACCAGCGUCUUCCUGUUGACCAUUAUCAGCUUCGACCGCUGCAUCUCUGUGCUCCUGCCUGUCUGGUCCCAGAACCACCGCAGUGCCAGGCUGGCCUACAUGGCCUGCGUGGUCAUCUGGGUCCUAGCAUUCUUCUUGAGCUCUCCUUCCCUAGUCUUCCGGGACACAGCCAACCUGCAUGGGAAAACCUCCUGCUUCAACAAUUUCAGCCUGUCCAUGGCUGCCUUUUCUCCCCCUGGGCCCGCGCAUUCCCGACUGGACCCUGUGGGAUACCAUCGGCACAUGGUGGUGACCGUCACCCGUUUCCUCUGUGGCUUCUUGAUCCCCGUCCUCAUCAUUACCGCCUGCUACCUUACCAUCGUCUGCAGGUUGCGGCGCAACCGCUUGGCCAAGACCAAGAAGCCAUUCAAGAUUAUCGUGACCAUCAUCAUCACCUUCUUCCUCUGCUGGUGUCCCUACCACACGCUCUACCUGCUGGAGCUGCACCACAGCGCCAUGCCUGGCUCCGUCUUCAGCCUGGGCGUGCCCCUGGCCACCGCCAUUGCCAUCGCCAACAGCUGCAUGAACCCCAUCCUGUACGUUUUCAUGGGUCAGGACUUCAAGAAGUUCAAGGUGACCCUCUUCUCCCGACUGGUAAAUGCCCUGAGUGAAGACACGGGACAUUCCUCCUUCCACAGCCACAGAAGCUUCACCAAGAUGUCAUCCAUAAAUGAGAAGACUUCAGUGACUGAGAGGGAGACCAGCAUGCUCUGAGGCCACCCUGGAGACGGAACGCCAAGGCGAGGAUCUCUUCAGCACCCUGGGAUGCCCACUGCAUUUUGCCCUUGGUUGGGGGAGGGGGAGGUACACAGUAUUUAAAACCAGGACUCCAGAUGGAA
Ochotona curzoniae (black-lipped pika) is the source of this 1258-nucleotide messenger RNA. It is a transcript of the gene CMKLR1, whose product is annotated as chemerin chemokine-like receptor 1. Gene Ontology annotation, biological process: chemotaxis; complement receptor mediated signaling pathway; regulation of calcium-mediated signaling. The record is from RefSeq and is a predicted model, not a curated record. Bases 9 to 1133 code for a protein of 374 amino acids. The transcript is spliced from 2 exons. Gene Ontology annotation, cellular component: plasma membrane. Gene Ontology annotation, molecular function: G protein-coupled receptor activity; complement receptor activity. NCBI's taxonomy places the organism in Eukaryota, Metazoa, Chordata, Mammalia, Lagomorpha, Ochotonidae.